UUUUCGCGAGGACGGACGUGUCCGGGAACAGUUUGCUCUCCCAAUGAUAUAAGUCGAAAAACUUUACGUGUUAUUUACAAUUGACUUUAAUGUAAUUAUAAUUCGUAAUAAAUUUGGUCAGCUUUAUUCUGUACAACAAGAAGUUAGAAAAGAUUUUCGGAGACCAGAUGCGGGGCCCGUAGUGAACUGAGUCAAAAUGCUGCAGUGGUCGUUGCUGUUCCUCACACUGUUAUGUCUUACAAUAAAAGAUAUAACAGGCAGUUGGGAGGAAUGGUGGACAUACGAUGGAAUAUCAGGUCCAGGAUUCUGGGGGCUGAUUAACCCGCAAUGGAGUAUGUGCAACAAAGGUCGUCGUCAAAGCCCUGUCAAUGUCGAGCCAGAGAAGUUGCUAUUUGACCCCUGGCUGAGGGACAUACAAUUUGAUAAGCACAAGGUGAGCGGAGUUCUUCAAAACACCGGCCAAUCUUUGGUGUUCCGUGUCGACAAGGACUCUAAACACCAGGUGAACAUAAGUGGUGGACCGCUAUCAUAUCGGUACCAAUUCGAGGAGAUCUACUUCCACUACGGCCUUGAGGAUCAUCGUGGAUCAGAGCAUCAGAUAGAUCAUCAUACGUUUCCCGGGGAGAUCCAACUUUAUGGAUUCAACAAGGAAUUGUAUCAUAACAUGUCCGAAGCUCAACACAAGUCGCAAGGUGUAGUCGGUAUAUCCCUCAUGGUUCAAAUCGGCGAACCAAUAAACAAAGACCUGAGAUUGAUCACAAGCGCUUUCAGUAAUGUACGAUUUAGAGGAAGCUCAUUCCCGAUCAAACAUUUACCACUGAGUUCUCUGCUACCGGACACCCAACAGUAUCUCACAUAUGAAGGCUCGACCACACACCCUGGUUGCUGGGAGACGGCCGUCUGGAUUAUCUUUAACAAACCGAUUUAUAUUUCUAAACAGGAAAUGUACGCCAUCCGUCGUCUUAUGCAAGGGUCGCAGAUAUCCCCGAAAGCUCCGCUUGGCAACAACGCGAGACCCGUACAGCCUCUACACCAUCGCACUGUUAGGACCAACAUUAACUUCAACAAACAGGGAGUACCCGUAUCGAGCAACUGUCCUGAUAUGUACAGAAACAUGCAUUACACUGCUACGCAAUGGCCGCGUGAACACAGCAUGAGAUAUCGAAGUGCUGACGAUAUGUCAAUGUUAUCACUUACUUAA
Messenger RNA from Papilio machaon (common yellow swallowtail), 1201 nucleotides. RefSeq names its product carbonic anhydrase-related protein 10 (gene CARPA). The record is from RefSeq and is a predicted model, not a curated record. Gene Ontology annotation, molecular function: carbonate dehydratase activity; zinc ion binding. The coding region runs from base 197 to 1201 and encodes 334 amino acids. Lineage: Eukaryota; Metazoa; Arthropoda; Insecta; Lepidoptera; Papilionidae. The transcript is spliced from 11 exons.